Kockovaella imperatae is the source of this 1968-nucleotide messenger RNA. RefSeq lists its product as hypothetical. Gene Ontology annotation, biological process: regulation of DNA-templated transcription. The transcript is spliced from 6 exons. Gene Ontology annotation, molecular function: DNA-binding transcription factor activity; sequence-specific DNA binding. The record is from RefSeq and is a predicted model, not a curated record. NCBI's taxonomy places the organism in Eukaryota, Fungi, Basidiomycota, Tremellomycetes, Tremellales, Cuniculitremaceae. Bases 1 to 1968 code for a protein of 655 amino acids.
AUGACUACCAAUCUUCAAGCUGUCGCUGGCCCGUCGAAGAUCAACAGGUCGCCCAAAGUGGAGCCUGCGAGCCCGGACAGCGACACACCCUCAGCAUCCGACUUGAAAGAGAUCUCUGCCGGAUCCACUCAUGGGAUAUCCAAGCAGGGCAUGACUAUUGAUGAUAAGGGUGAAGUGACAAAAGUGCCGGCUUUCCUCAAUAAACUUUUCAGCAUGGUAUCGGAUUCAGCGACGGAUGAGCUGAUAUACUGGUCUGAUGCCGGCACAUCAUUCUUUGUCCCGAACACGGAGCGUUUCGGCAAGGAAUUAUUGCCUAGAUUCUUCAAGCAUUCCAACUUUUCCAGUUUCGUCAGACAGCUGAAUAUGUAUGGCUUCCACAAGGUCCCACAGCCGCAAACUGGUGUGCUCAAAUCCGAUAAUCCAGAUGGCUCCGAACUAUGGGAAUUCACAAACCCAUGCUUCAAACGAGAUCAUCCCGAGCUCCUGGGGAGAGUGACAAGGAAGAAUAAUCGACCAGGCGUCAAUAUGCCAGCUUCUGGCCGCGGAGCUGAAUCUUUCAGUGGCAACCAAUAUCAUCCUGUGCACCUCAUCACCGACGGGUCCACCAAAGGCGAAGCGGGAGGAGGCGUUCUGGUCGGUCCGACCGGACAGCAGAUGCUGGACCUAUCAGCCAUUACAUCUGGUAUCGCUGCCAUCCGACAAACUCAAGCUAGUAUAGGCGCUGAUUUGAAAGCCUUGCAAACGAGCAAUGAGCACCUCUGGCGAGAAGCUCUGGAGGCGCGGGAUAUACAUAGGAAGCACGAGGAGACGAUCGACCUGAUCGUCACCUUUUUGGAGAGACUGUUUGGCACAGAAGGAGAGGGAUUGAAGGGUCUAAAGGAGGCAAUGAGAAGAGGCGGAAUGGGAAGAUCGAAUCAGGAUGGCGGGUUUGACGACCCGAGCGGAAGCAAGAAGAGGAGACGAGUUGGCGUAGAGAGAAUGAUCAGCGACGGCAGAGAAGAGGCUGAUGUAGAUGAGAAUGGUCAGAUCGUGGAGCUUCCUAGCGAAUCUGCCACACCCUCGUCGAGCUAUCGUGCGCCGCAAGUCGGCAGAAAGCGAUCUCGGGGCUCACUCAAGCCAGAGCCACUAUCUGCGAACAGCGAAACAUGGUCAUCAACAUCUCAACGAUUCCAAGCCCUACCCGACGACUCUCCACAACUUCAAGCAUCACCCGUGACCCGGAGCCCAGGCUCAAAUACUUCUCAGAACCCUCGGACCACCUAUCCUGCCAAUCCCAAUCUGAGUGCGAAAGACCCAGGAGUGAUGAUACCAUAUGGAAAUAAUACACAAACGGAUCAACAACUUGCCCAAGCGCUCAACCUUGAUCCAUCCAUCUUGCAAACCACUAUUGGAUCCCUUUUGCAAUCUCCCGCAGCAGCUGAGAUGUUUCUCAACUCGCUCAACAACUCUAUUCAGGGUCAAGCAUUGCAGACUCCGGGCGGUAACAUCGAUCCUCGAAUCAGCCAGGCACAGCCUCAGACUACCAGCACUACCCUACGCGGGAAUAGUGCGCCAUCUCAGACCGACCCAACUCUGGCUCUUUUCUCUCCAUUACCCAAUCAAACUGCCCUCAUGGAAAAUAACGAUGCUUUGAUCAAGUCUUAUCAGCAGGCAGCAGCCAUGGGAGGCGACGUGGAAAAGCUUCAAGAGUCCAUCGACUCUCUCAUCCGAAGCAUGGGUUUGGAUCUGCCAACAGAUGAUGGGACUAGUGGCCUAGAUGCGGACGCACUGGCCAACCUUGGAGUUCCAAAUCUCAAUGGAGUGACGACAGGUCUUUCUCAAGGUGGAUCGAUGAACGGCGCGACGGCGGACAGCAUCAACAAUUUCGAUACACCUGCUUUUGCCGCCGCAGAAGAUUUUGACGUUGACCAGUUCUUGCACUCUUUGAGCAAGGAGAAUGAGACAGAGAGUAACGGUGAUGGACAAUGA